Messenger RNA from Cutaneotrichosporon cavernicola, 1332 nucleotides. RefSeq lists its product as uncharacterized. Bases 1 to 1332 code for a protein of 443 amino acids. Gene Ontology annotation, biological process: transmembrane transport. Gene Ontology annotation, molecular function: transmembrane transporter activity. The record is from RefSeq and is a predicted model, not a curated record. Gene Ontology annotation, cellular component: membrane. The transcript is spliced from 5 exons. NCBI's taxonomy places the organism in Eukaryota, Fungi, Basidiomycota, Tremellomycetes, Trichosporonales, Trichosporonaceae.
AUGAGCGACAAGCCAACGCUCAUGACGAAGCAUACUGAAUUUGGCGACGAGAAGAUGGGCGCCUCGACUCCCGGCACGUUGACUCCACAGCUCGAGACGGAGACGACCGAACCACCAGUCGGCCCCGGGCCCAACCCAGACGGCGGGACCAAGGCGUGGCUGACGGUCGCCGGGAGUGCAUUCAUGGGCUUUGCUCAGUUUGGCCUCUCGAACGCGUUUGGCGUCUUCCAGCGGCAUUAUGAGACUCACCAGCUCGCGGACCGGACACCGGACGAGAUUGCAUGGAUCGGCUCGAUCCAGCUGUUCCUUUUGUUCUCCGGGGGACUGUUCAGUGGUAGACUGUUCGACGCGUUUGGCGCCCACGCACUGCUCAUCCCCGGCGCCAUCUUGUUCACGCUGAGUCUGAUGCUCACUUCCUUGUGCACGCAGUACUACCAAUUCAUGCUGUGCCAAGGCGUGCUUUUUGGCAUCGCGUCUGCACUCAUCUUCAACACGAUCGUCGCCGUUCCGUCGCACUGGUUCUCGCGAAAGCGUGCACUUGCCAUGGGUGUAGUGUUCACUGGCUCUGGUCUGGGCGGCACAAUCUGGCCCAUUGCUAUUGCGCGCCUAAUCAACAAGAUUGGCUUCGGUUGGACAAUGCGCGUGUGUGGCUUCAUCUGCUUGGGGUGCUUUGCUAUCGGCAACGUCCUGAUCCGCACUCGCCUGCCCCGCAAGAAGCCAGCGCCGUGGCGUGGUCUUUUCAAGCCACUCCGCGAGCCAGUGUACGCGCUCUUCGCUUCCAGCGGGACAAUCAUGAGCUUGGCAAUGUUCAUGCCCUUCUUCUUUUUGCCGACCAACGCCCAGCGCCUCGGUGCCAGCCCCGACCUUGCUGCGUACACGGUCUCAUUCCUCAAUGCCGGGUCCACGGUGGGUCGCCUGGUCGGUGCGCUUGGUGACAAGCUUGGUCGAUUCAACCUCCUUGUGACCAGCUGCUUCACUUGCUCGUUACUCCUCCUCGCAAUGUGGGUGCCGAUGAACAACAUCGAGACUCUCAUUGCCUUCUCCGUGCUCUACGGCUUGAGUGUUGGUGUGCUGGUCUCGCUGGUGCCAGCAUGCAUCUCGCAGAUCAGCGAGCCGCACGAGAUUGGUGCGCGCGUUGGCCUCAAUUACGGUGGCGUUGGGCUCUGCAUGCUCGCCGGGCCGCCCAUCAAUGGCGCCAUUCUCAAUGCCCUUGGAGACCACACGGGGUUCCGAUACCAAGGCGUGUUUAGCGGGAUAUGCGUGGGGAUAGCUGCGUGUUUGAUUCUCGCAGCACGGAUGAAACUCACAACCAAGCUAAAGGCCGUAGUGUGA